AUGCUCGGACGUACCGUUUUCGCCGCGACUUUCUUUGCGCUCGCUCAAUUCGCCAUGGCCAGCCCCCCUGGCUGCCUCCUCGGCGCUGUCAACCAAUAUGAAGACCCAUCUGACAUCAAGGCCGUCUGCAAGGCCAAGGACCUGAGCGAGAAGGUAGCGGAAAUCUGCGGUGACGAUGCUAAGGACGCUAUGGCUGCGAUCGCGGAAAUUUGCAACGACGCGGACGUCGACGUUUCAACUGCUAUCUCUGCUUCUGGCUCAAAGACUGCUACUGGUUCCUCUCACAAGCCCACCGGCACCUCGGGCUCUACCCUCGUCUCUCUCUACCCUACCGGCUCGAGCGGACACGGAAACGGAAACGGCACUGUUCCUGUUGCCUCUGGCGGACCUAAGCCCACGGCUGGCACUGCGACUGGCUCUUCUGGUCUACCAGAGGCCACUGGUGCCGCUGGCAAGGUCGAGUUCGGCCUUGCCGCUGUUGUUGCCGGACUGAUGGUCGCUGCUUUGUAA
Molecule: messenger RNA, 510 nt
Organism: Alternaria postmessia
Lineage: Eukaryota; Fungi; Ascomycota; Dothideomycetes; Pleosporales; Pleosporaceae
Exons: 2
Coding region: 1-510 (169 amino acids)
Source: RefSeq, a predicted model, not a curated record